Messenger RNA from Caenorhabditis elegans, 341 nucleotides. It is a transcript of the gene Y57G11C.52, whose product is annotated as INSulin related. The transcript has 2 exons. NCBI's taxonomy places the organism in Eukaryota, Metazoa, Nematoda, Chromadorea, Rhabditida, Rhabditidae. The record is from RefSeq and is marked reviewed. Bases 99 to 305 code for a protein of 68 amino acids.
AGGUCACGUGGAACAUGUAUCCCUUUGAACCUUGUCAGUUUCAAAUUUAUUCAGUGCAUUCAACCAAAAGCAGCCCUCUCUCCAAUCGCCCGUGCAAAAUGAAACUGUUUUUGUGUCUCCUGCUGCUUCUUGCACUCGUUCAACAAAUGAAUUGCCGUCGUCUCAGCCAACCGAUUGAAGUUGAAAAGGAGCUAUGUAUCGACAAUUGUAAAGCAGGUGAAACUUGUGUGAAUGGACUUGGAUGUCUUAGUAAAGAAGAGGUCCAAAUGAUGAUUGAUGAAUCCAAUAAGCCAAGAACUACUUAACUCUGUGUAUUUGAUUAUAAAGAUCUUUAUUUUGAA